AAGGAGACUGAUAAAUAUAAUCUGGAUAACACCCUGAUUAAAUCAAUUGAAAGACAUAUAACUUUGUGUGAACAGUCACUAAACUGGAAUAAGAGUAAAUUUCUGAGAAUUUUUGUGAAUAGAAGGUGAUUACCAUGGAGCCCAAAUUACAAGAUAUUGAACUUCGUGAACAGGACAGAUGGCUCCCUAUAGCCAACGUCGCCCGAUUAAUGAAAAACACGUUGCCCAACACUGCAAAAGUCAGUAAAGAUGCCAAGGAGUGCAUGCAGGAAUGUGUCAGUGAGUUCAUAUCAUUUGUUACUUCCGAAGCCAGCGACAAAUGCUUGAGAGAGAAACGAAAAACUAUAAAUGGUGAAGAUAUCUUGUAUUCUAUGCACGACUUGGGGUUCGAGAAUUAUGCCGAAGUGUUGAAAAUUUAUUUGGCGAAAUAUCGUGAACAGCAAGCGUUAAGACAGGAACGCGGGGAGACUAGGGCUACCAAGAGACAAUUGAAACAGCAAGCGGCUGCGGCCGCUGCCGCCGCUGCUGCUACUGCAAAUGGCGAAGAUGGAACUGCAGAACAAGCCGUGGCCGUGGCUAUUGGUCAUGAGAAUGAGGCUAGUUCUAGCACAGGAUCCGUGUCAGCCUCGGCUGAAUAUGACGAAGCCAUCAAAGAGGAGGAGGAUGAGGAUGUGCCAUAUUUGAACGGUUCAAUAGACGAAAAUGAACACCAUGAAAGCCUAAGUCAUAGUCCUAUUGGUUCUAUUCAUUCAGAACACUUGUACAACGAUUAUGAAAAACAGCAAAUAAAAGAAGAGGAACGAAUAGACGAAGAACAGGAGGAACAUCCACAUACAAAAGAAUAUGGAUAUGAUGACUUUAUAAAUACUGAUGAAGUAAAUCAUCAUCACCAUAACAUUGAAGAGUUAGCCAAACAAUUGACUCAUGAGAAUGGCGACAUCGACAGUCUAGGUAUCACCAACGGGUCCAAUGAAUACUUUUAACCAUUUUGUAAAUAUGAUUAUUGUUUGUUUUAUGUAUUAUAAGUAUAG
This is a messenger RNA of Spathaspora passalidarum NRRL Y-27907, 1031 nucleotides long. It is a transcript of the gene HAP31, whose product is annotated as Hap31p. The transcript has a single exon. Bases 135 to 983 code for a protein of 282 amino acids. Gene Ontology annotation, cellular component: nucleus; CCAAT-binding factor complex. Gene Ontology annotation, molecular function: RNA polymerase II cis-regulatory region sequence-specific DNA binding; protein heterodimerization activity; DNA-binding transcription activator activity, RNA polymerase II-specific. Gene Ontology annotation, biological process: regulation of transcription by RNA polymerase II. The record is from RefSeq and is a predicted model, not a curated record. NCBI's taxonomy places the organism in Eukaryota, Fungi, Ascomycota, Pichiomycetes, Serinales, Debaryomycetaceae.